Molecule: messenger RNA, 885 nt
Organism: Dovyalis caffra
Lineage: Eukaryota; Viridiplantae; Streptophyta; Magnoliopsida; Malpighiales; Salicaceae
Source: the annotation of a GenBank genome assembly
AUGACAGCAUCUCUGGCUCUCACAGAAGGACGAGGAGUGGGAGUUGGAGUAAACAACCUCUUAAAGCGACUCCUUAAUCGCUUCAAUCGCAAAAUAGCACGCAUUUUUUCCUCGUAUCCAGUCGCAAGUGCUGCAUCUCUUGGAGCCGUGGUUGGUUUUGCUCUUUCUAUAAUUUUUACCUGGAGAUUCUUGAGGUUGAGACCAAGAAAACUUAAAGGCACUACUGUCACUGAUGAUGCAUCUUCGACAAGUUAUCAUAAUCAAGUAUUAGGAUCUGUGGAGGAUCAGUUAUCCACUUCUUCAAAGCUCUCGCUGCAACAAACAGUGAAAAAGAAAUUAAAUGGUGGUCGAAAGAUGACUUGUCGAUUACUGGGAGUGAUUCUUGAAGAAAGCAGUCCUGAUGAGCUUCAGGAUCAUGUGACCGUCAGGGCAUCCAUGGUGGAUGUACUGUUGGAAAUAAGUAGAUAUUGCGAUAUCUAUCUUAUGGAAAGAACUCUUGAUGACAAAAGCGGGGAAAAGGUGAUCUCAGCUUUGGAAAAUGCCAACCUCUUCAGAUUUGGAAGCUUACUAAAAGACAAGAUACAAAUCAUAAAACAGAAAUCUGGAGGGUCAAGAGAAGUGGAACAAGUUAAGGAGCUCAGAUAUGAAGUUACAAAUACCAAUAGUGUCCUAUUUUGUAGCACAGAGAACAGCAUAUCAUCUUUUGUGCGGCAAUUGGAGCCAGAUUGGCAUUUGGAAACAAAUCUAGAUAUUCUUUUUCAGUUAGCUAAAUUUGUUAGAUAUCGGCUUUACAUUUCAGCCACUGGACCAGGUAUUGCUUCAGGAUCUAACAUAAUUACCUCCACGAGUAUCGAGUCCUACUUUUCUGAUGACAGUGUUGCAUAG